GGACGUUGGGCAUCUGCUGCAUCUGCUUCUCAAUCUCAUCUCUCUUUCCGUGCGAAGGAAGACUGAUCUUCUUCAAGAUAUUCUUCUUUUGCGUUGCAAAAAUAGUUUGUAAAAGUUUGAUUUCAAUCUGCUCAUUGGAUAAGAUAAGAUAAGGUGAAGCUUAUCGGGAUAAGGGACCAUCAAGAAGGUUAGGACGGCCACCACGAGUUGGUUGAUUCAUCAUCUUGCUCAUUGAAUUGAUGAUAACUGCUUAAUCGGGACAACAACGUUUCCGAGGAGGUGACUAUGUUUACAACGAAACGAGAAGUGGACACCCAUGUGAGAGACUUGCUUGCAAAGGUUCAUAGCGAUACUGAGAGAGUCCAAAAGUGCUUCACCAUCGCAAAAUUGUACGCAUCGAUUAAAGAGUUUGAAUCAGCGAAGAGACAUUUGGAAACUUUUCUCAAAGGAAAUCCAAAUUCGGGAGAAGGAUUUAGAUUGCUGGGCGAUAUCCACUGGGAACUUAGCGAGGAAGAGAAAGCGUUGGAAUCUUAUAAAGAGUCGUAUAAACAAAUACAAAAUCGGGAAACUUUGAAUCGAAUUUGCGACCUACUGGCUCAAGGAAGUGGACCAAGUGAAUCGCACGAAUCCCGUCAGAGUUGGUUUGAUUUGCAAAAAACGGCAGAAAUGGAUACCUCGCUGAACGGAAGCUCAUAUUCAAACGGUAGGAUUAACUUCAACAAUGGAAGCGACAUGCCCGGUUCUUAUAACAAUGGUGGUGGUGGGCGAGCCUUUUUGAGUACGCUGAUUAGUCGGAGUUUUGUCCCGUCAACGGGGGGUGGAACAAUGCCCACGCCACUGGGGAAGAGCCCGAUUAAUGGGAACGGUUCAGCAGGCAGACCCCAGCCCAAUUUCCAACCCACGUACAACUCCAGGAUGGCAAAUUCACCUCAAUCUUCGUUAAAAACGCCCAAGCAGCGCAUCGGGAUGGGAACAUCGUGUCCCCAGCCAUCCCCGGAGAGGAUGAUGUUGCAAAUGUCCUACCUAGAGAAAAAGUGUGACGACGUGAUGGAUCGCAUCGCGGAUCAGAAUGUGCAACUUCUCUCAGCUAUCAACAACAUCAAGAUUUCUCUCUCGGGAGAAAUUAAAGAAAUUCACAGUAAAGUGGGGAGCGUGACGAGUCAGCUCCAAUCUCUUUCUUUGACGGGGAACGUAUCCGAAGAGAUUGCAGCACUGCAUGGCGACGUUCGUAAAGCAAGACAGGAAAUUCACGACCUUCAAGCCAUCACGGCAAGUAAUGCGGCGGCAGUGGUUGCUGCUGCGACGACUAAACCGAAGGCUAAAGCAGCCACGAACCCCACUGUGGUAAAGUCACAACCAUCAUCAAUUCCUGCAGUUGUACCUGCUGCUCCUCCUCCUUCGGCUAUUAUUUCUGCCCCUCCGCCAGCUAUUCUUGCUCCUCCUCUGUUCUCCUUCGGUAUGAGCAACAUGAACAUCCCACCACCCACGGCAGCUACUUCGAUUUAUCCUAAAAUUGAGACCAAGGCACCAGAAUUCAAGGGAUUUGGAGGAUUUGGUGAUAACAAGCUUCCCAUUUUUGAUUCAUUCAAAACUCCACCCUCCCUGAAACCUGAUGAGAAAUAUACAACUCCUGAUGCUGCUGAUUCUCCUCCCAAAAAAACUGACGAGCCACCAAAAUUGCAGGCAUUUGAAAAGUUUUCAUUCUCUUCUUCCCCUGGAUUUGGAGAUCUGGCUGCGACCGGAUCCACCCAAGCUUUUAGCAAGCCAAUAGACUUCAAAGGAUUUGGAAGUGGUGGAGCUCUGUUUGGAAAUAUGGGCUCGACUACGCCAACAAAAUCACCAGCAGCGGAGCCAAUCAAACCUAGGAGGAUUUCCGAAGGCGAAGAUGCGGAAGGAUAUGUCUGCACGGCCGAGUUCACUCCAGUGAUUGACCUUCCACCCCUUGUUGAGGUCAAAUUGGGAGAUGAAAACGAGACGGCCGUAUUUGAGCAUCGUGCCAAAAUCUACCGAUACGACUCAUCUGUGAAGGAAUGGAAGGAACGUGGUGUUGGAAACAUUAAAAUUCUGCAGGACAAUGACAAGCCUAGCUCUGUGCGAGUAGUGAUGUGGAGGGAGAAAGUGGGAAAAUUGGCCUGCAAUCAUCGACUCACCGGAGAUAUGAAAAUUGACUUUUAUCAGAGUCAGAAGGUCGUCAGGUGGACUGCUGUGGACCACGCCGAGCAAGAAGCGAGACCUGAGAUAUUCACAUGCAAAUUUGGUCAAGAAGAGAUGUGUGCAGAGUUUAAACGAAAGUUCGAAGAAAUGGUGGACCUAGUGUCAAACACAUCUCCAUCCUCUUCUCCUGCCAGACCAUCGGGUCAAGACACUGCCCCAGUUGUGGCUGAUCAAAGACCGCUCUCCGAAGUGUUCAAGAAACCAGAAGGUAGUUGGGAUUGUGAUGGCUGCUACAGCAACAACCCUCCCAAUACGGAUAAGUGUCUCUCCUGCACCACCUCGAAACCUGGCAGCGUCGUCAAAUCAGAACCCGCCGUCAUAGCUCCAGAAACACCCGCAUUUUCGUUUGGUUUCAGUCUCCCAGCCAAAACAGUCACGGACACUAAAACGCCAGAGUUUAAAGGAUUUGAAAAUAAUAUGUUUGGUGCUGAUUCGUUCAAAACCCCACCCAGUCUGAAAGUUGGAGGUGGUGAGCAAACUCCGAAAACUGAUGAUUCUACUUCUACUCCACAAAAAUUGAACGACCCAGUGAAGGUUAAUCCUUUCGAAAAAUUUUCAUUCUCUUCUUCGCCUGGAUUUGGAGAUCUCGCUGCGAUCGGAUCCAGUCAAGCUUUCAGUAAACCAAUAGACUUUAAAGGGUUUGUAAGUGGUGGAACUUUGUUUGGAAAUAUGAAUUCCACUUCUUCGACAAAUUCACCAGCGGCAGAUGUUACCAAACCUCGGAGGGUUUCAGAAGGUGAAGAUGCCGAAGGAUAUGUCUGCACGGCCGAGUUCACUCCAGUAAUUGACCUUCCACCCCUUGUCGAGGUCAAGUUGGGAGAUGAGAACGAGACGGCCGUGUUCGAGCAUCGUGCCAAAAUCUACCGAUUCGACUCAUCUGUGAAGGAAUGGAAGGAACGAGGUGUAGGGAACAUUAAAAUUCUGCAGGACAAUGACAAACCAAGCUCGGUGCGAGUAGUGAUGUGGAGGGAGAAAGUGGGAAAAUUGGCCUGCAAUCAUCGACUCACCGGAGAUAUGAAAAUUGACUUUUAUCAAAGCCAGAAGGUCGUCAGGUGGACUGCUGUUGACCACGCCGAACAAGAAGCGAGACCUGAGAUAUUCACAUGCAAAUUUGGCGAAGAAAGCAUGUGUGCAGAGUUUAAACAAAAAUUUGAAGAAAUGGUGGACCUAGUGUCAAGUACAUCUCCAUCCUCUUCUUCUGUCAAACCAUCGGGUCAAGAUGCUGCCCCCGUUGUGACUGAUCAGAAACCUCUCUCUGAAGUGUUCAAGAAACCAGAAGGUAGUUGGGAUUGUGAUGGUUGUUACUGCAAUAACCCUUCCAACGCGGACCAGUGUCUCUCCUGCACCGCGUCGAAGCCUGGAGGAAGCGUCGUCAAAUCAGACCCAGAACCGUCCGUCGUGGCUCCAGAAACAACACCUGCAUUUUCGUUUGGCUUCAAUCUCCCAGCCCAAACAGUCACGGAGUACAAAACACCAGAGUUUAAAGGGUUCGGAAAUAAUUCAAUUUUUGGUGGUGAUGCAUUCAAGACACCACCAGGUCUGAAAGUUGGAGGUGGUGAGCAAACUCCGAAAACUGGUGAUUCGACAUCUACGCCACAAAAAUCCGACGACCCAUUGAAGGUGAAUCCCUUUGAGAAGUUUUCAUUCUCUGCUGGAGGAGGAUUUGGCGAUCUCGCAGCCGCCGCAUCCACCCAAGCUUUCAGUAAACCUGUCGACUUUAAGGGUUUCGAUGCUGGUCAGCCCCUCUUCGGAAAUCUGACGCCUUCCACAGCCGUGGAGAAAGAUGGGGAAGGGAAGGAGCGUACAAGAACCACUUCUGAAGGCGAAGAUGCGGAAGGAUAUGUCUGCACGGCCGAGUUCACUCCAGUGAUUGAACUUCCACCUCUUGUUGAGGUCAAGUUGGGAGAUGAGAACGAGACGGCCGUGUUUGAGCAUCGUGCCAAAAUCUAUCGAUACGACUCAUCUGUGAAGGAAUGGAAGGAACGUGGUGUUGGAAACAUUAAAAUUCUGCAGGACAAUGACAAACCAAGCUCUGUGCGCGUGGUGAUGUGGAGAGAGAAAGUGGGAAAAUUGGCCUGCAAUCAUCGACUCACCGGAGAUAUGAAAAUUGACUUUUAUCAGAGUCAGAAGGUCGUCAGGUGGACUGCUGUCGAUCACGCCGAACAAGAAGCGAGACCUGAGAUAUUCACAUGCAAAUUUGGCCAGGAAGACAUGUGUGCGGAGUUUAAACAAAAAUUUGAAGAAAUGGUGGACCUAGUGUCAAACACAUCUCCAUCCUCUUCUCCUGCCAGACCAUCGGGUCAAGAUGCUGCCCCCGUUAUCGGUGAUCAAAGACCUCUCUCCGAAUUGUUCAAGAAACCAGAAGGAAGUUGGGAUUGUGAUGGCUGUUACAGCAACAACCCUGCCAACUCGGACAAGUGUCUCUCCUGCACCGCCUCGAAACCUGGCAGCGUCGUCAAAUCAGAACCUGCCGUCGUAUCUCCGGAGCGGCCAGUAUUUUCAUUUGGUUUCAAUCUCCCAUCCCAAAUAGUCAUGGACGCCAAAACACCAGAGUCGGUGAAGUUGGGUCCGAGUGGAGAUUCUGCUUCUUCUACAACUUCGUUUCGCACUCCACCGGAAUCCUUACCCUUGGAAUGGGCUGAAUUCGACUCUACUAAUUUCGCAUAAGUUUUCAUUAUUGAUUAUUUAUUUCGAUAAUUAAUUAUUCUUGUAUUAUUCUAUUCGCCCGACGUAAUUAAGCAAUAGAAAAUCAACUUUUAUGAUAUUUCUCUUAUUGUAUUAAUAAAUGCAAAUUAAAUAAAAUUGCAUGAGGCUCUGAUAAAAAUA
This is a messenger RNA of Folsomia candida, 5040 nucleotides long. RefSeq names its product E3 SUMO-protein ligase RanBP2 (gene Nup358). The transcript is spliced from 13 exons. Bases 286 to 4881 code for a protein of 1531 amino acids. Gene Ontology annotation, biological process: intracellular transport. Gene Ontology annotation, cellular component: nuclear pore; cytoplasm. The record is from RefSeq and is a predicted model, not a curated record. NCBI's taxonomy places the organism in Eukaryota, Metazoa, Arthropoda, Collembola, Entomobryomorpha, Isotomidae. Gene Ontology annotation, molecular function: protein binding; GTPase activator activity.